Podarcis lilfordi (Lilford's wall lizard) is the source of this 4702-nucleotide messenger RNA. The record is from the annotation of a GenBank genome assembly. Lineage: Eukaryota; Metazoa; Chordata; Lepidosauria; Squamata; Lacertidae.
CCUUUCGCAAACACUCGGCCUCGGCGUGCGCUGAAGGGCCGGUCAUUGGUGGCUGCGCACGUCCCUCUCGCUGCCCGGCGGCCUUAUAAAAGCGCCCGCGAUCCCUUUGUCCCCGCAGAGCUCGGUUCUUGCUUCAACAGUGUUUGAACGGAGCCGGUUCCACCACCAGCCUCUUUUCUUUUUCCCCUCUCUUUUCCCUCUUCAGCAAACAAAACAGCCAAAAAAAAAAGGAGAGCCCCUUUUGCUUCUUCUGCUAUCCUUGCUUGAGUUGACCCGCCAGCAGCUGCCCAGCCAGCGAAGCGAGAUCCCCGCCGCCGCCCCGCCGCCAUGGAGUCCCAGGUCCGCCAGAACUACCACCGCGACUGCGAAGCCGCCGUCAACCGCAUGGUCAACAUGGAGCUGUACGCCAGCUACGUCUAUCUGUCCAUGGUGAGCAAGGGGUCAGGGUGUGUUGGCGACGUGGUGGUGGUAUAUUGGGGUGCAGAGCCCCCGGGUCACAGGCUCGUUACUGCAUUGCAGGGGGUUGGACUAGAUGACUCUGGGUGCCCCUUCCAACUCCACAAUUCUGUGAUCAGUUGGCUCUGUUCCCUGGGGAAAAGGGAGCGUGGCUAGAGAACCCCGCAGGACACCAAUUCCACUCGCCCUGCGUUCUUUCAAUCCCACGUUUGUUCUAAAGAGUUCAAGGUAGCAGCAGGCAUGGUCUUCCACCCAACCACUUUCCCGCUGGAAGCUCACAACAACCCGAAGAAGUGGUGGCUCAGGGCCUGAAGUCGCCCAGAAAGCUUCAUGGCUAGGUAGCAGGUUUAAACGGGGUGGGAGAAGAGCCCAACAACACCAUGCUCUCUUCUCCCUUAUUAGGAACCUCCAUUUUCAUCACUUUUGUUUCCAAGGGGAAAAAGCAGCAGCAAGAACAACGAGAGGGACUUUGUCUUGAGAGUUCUGGCUGCCUCUGCUUGCUUCCUUCCCUUUGUUUUCAAACGAACACUCUUUCACUUCCUUUUUAGUGCUUCCCCUAGUCUUGGUCAUUGUCCUCUUGCUACUCUCCAAAAAUACUUAUACACUCUCUCUCUCUCUCUCUCUCUCUCUCUCUCUUAGGCCUAGAGGUCAUGGUGGUGGUGCUUGGCAUCUCAUAGUUGCUGAUCAGCCUGCCUGCACAGCCUUGCCUCUCUCUUUGGCAUAAAACACCAUUCUUGCAUUCUCCAUCCCCCCCACUUCCAGUUGCCCAUGGUGUGUUCAAGCCCCGUCUUGGGUGGAUCAACAAGUGGGAGGCAGAGAUAAGCUUCUAGGGUGGGGUGAUUAAAAAGAACAUCCCAUGACAGUUAUUCUCUCUUCUUCCCAUACCUAAUAGUGUCUUCUUGUCCCCCAACCCAUAAUCUCUACUUGACCCACUUCCAGUAUAGGAAGAUGGAAAGGGGUGUGUGUUGUUAUUCUUCUUUUGCUUUGGCCUCUGUUAACAACUGUUUCUUUCUGUAACUUCUGAUGCCCACACCUUGAUGUCUCUCUGGGAAAUGGACUGUGUGAGAGAGAGUGAUGCUAGCAGUCUUUCAAGGGCGCCUUGCCUAACUUUCACCAGAACUCUGCCCCCUCGGGCUUCUGCAGGCUCCAUCCCCCAUAUACUUUAUUUUUAAGAGGGGAGCCUCUUGCCCCCAGGGCACUCUGCUCAGUGUCCCCCUACUUGCCCCAUGGCUCUUCAUACAUUUCCUUCCCCCAUUAUAUGUGGGUUGGGUUUUUUCUCCCUAACUGUGUCCUGUUGCUUUGAAAGUUGGUCAGUUCAAUUGCUUUACAAUCUGCAUACAGUUUGAGGUUAGUUCACACUUGAGGCUUGCCUCUCCUCCCCUAACACCAAUGGGCUCCAUUCAGUGAGUCUCGCCUCCUCCUUCUCCCCCUUCAAAAUAGUGUUUAUCCCCUGGAUACCUUCCAAACUUGGAAGAAGUACAGAUUCUCCAUUCAAAACUUGUGUGUUCUUGUUCACGUUUUUCCAUAUCCGUCUCCCACACUCACCCAUUUCUCUGCAAUACUAGGCAUGCAGGAUUUGUGGAUCCCUGCCCAUUAAUAUUUUUUUAAAAAAAAAUAUUAGUAGGGGCAUGUGUUUUUUGGUGACUGUUUACAGCCUUUUUGCCAAUUCAAGUUUGUCAUAUGUAGCAUCUCUUUGAUGGCGAUAUCCUUCCUUCCUUCCCUCCUUUCUUUCUUUUUGUAGCCUCAGGACAUUCACCAGUUAUCCCCAUCUCUCUUCCUGCAACAGGAGAAAACAUUUUUUGCAAAUAAAUUUAUGGGCUGAUUCAAUUAAACUGUGUGUGUGUGUGUGUGUGUGUGUGUGAGAGAGAGAGAGAGAGAGAGAGAGAGAGAGAGAGGUUAAAAAACAACAACACAAACACAAACUUGCACAGCACCUCCUGUUUUCUCAUGUGUCAGAGGCGCCUUCUGCAGAACUGUGAAAUCAUCAUGAAGGCACAACGGAAAGGGAUGUCUGGAGGGGCCCCCUGUCCUGCUCUGCUUGUGCCUGGUAGCAAACUGCAGACAAGUGUCUUCUCUGUAGUCUCGGCACGUGGCUAAAUGGGAGACAUUUUGUAGUGGCGUGGACUUUCAUUGACUCAAGAGUUUUGUUUUGUUUUUUUACAAAGUAAAAGUAUUUGUAUACCGCCCUCUCGUAAAUCUUCAAGGUGGUGCACAGCAAUAUAAAAACGUAAAAUAACAAUUAAAAGCAGUACAAAAGAAUCAUUAAUAAAAGACUGGCUACUCGUGGAAAUUUUAAACAACUGCAGAGACAUGUUGGCAUAAAGAAGUCUGAAAGAAAGUCAAAAGUGAGGGUGCUUGCUGAAUCUCGGCUAGAAGAGUGUUAUGUAGCAUGGAACCAUCAACCCUAAAUGCCCGACUUCUGGUUGAGGCCAGCUUGGGUAUACAGAAGACAACUUAUGCAGAAGAACUUGAGAGUUUCCCCCUGCUUCCCAUAGGGUGGUUGUUCUUUUACAGAACUUGCAAGCUUCUGAGGCCUUGUGGGAAAAAUUCGUUCUUUUAACAGAUCAGGCCUCCUCCUUCCCUGCCCACAACACUUCCCCAGAUCUGAAGGUCUUUUUCAUCUGCUCACUUGUCCGCAGUCUGGCUAGGAUCUCCCCAAAGUAACCCAGCGUCUCCUCCUGUUCCCUUUCUCCAGUCUUCCUAUUUCGACCGGGAUGACGUUGCCCUGCGACAUGUGGCUGCCUUUUUCCGCUCGCAGUCCCACGAGGAGCGGGAGCAUGCUGAGAAGCUGCUGAAGUUCCAGAGCCAGCGCGGUGGUCGGGUCCUCCUGCAGGACAUCAAGGUACAAAUCUGGUGGGGUGCCCUGUUUCUAGCCAGAGAUGCCAAGAGCAGCGACUGCAGGACUUCCCAGGUGGUGGUUCUGCCUGUUAGGACCUCAAACCCUUCUAUGUGAGCUGGGCAAAAAUGGCAUGUUGACCCUGGGUUCGAAUCCUGCCUCUGGCCCUGGGGAAGCCACUGUCCCAGAAGUAGCAGCAACCAGUCUUCAAAAGCUGGUUUGUUACAGAACUCUAUAAUUUUAUAUUUGUUUUCUGUGUCUACAGAAGCCAGAAAAGGAUGCUUGGGGUACAACUCUUGAUGCCAUGGAGGCAGCCCUUCAGCUGGAGAAGAACGUGAACAAAGCCCUCCUGGAUCUGCACCAACUGGCAAGCAGCCAGGGAGACCCACAUGUGAGUAUCCAUGGGGUGUUGAUAGGCUUAGGAGUCCUGUCUUGAGCCGUUACUGUCCUUGCACAUACGCCUUUUACCUACUUUGCCUCAGAGGUACUGGUAAGUUUCUGGAUUUGCACAAUGUUGCUUCACUGUUUUAUCAGUGGUCCAGCCAUCUCUGCAUCCUGCCUCUGAUUCUGUGAGCUCUGAGAUGUUACGCCAAGAUCCUAAUAGGUCUUCCUGCUACCCUCCUGGGCAGAAAUAGUUGUAGCAGCUGCAGCACCCAUAAAUCUACUAUGCUAUUCACAUCAUGUGGGGCAGGAGGCAGAAUGCAGAGAAAGAGAGAAAAAAAUCCUUUGCAAUGUGUUUAAGCAAGGACGGCUCUCCAAAAGUCAUUUGAUUCCCAAGCCCCGUAAAUCCCAGUCAGCAUGGGCCCAACGAUCAGGAAGGGUGGGAGUCCUGCAAUGCCCAGAGGACUACGGGCCCCCUUCCCUAUUAUUAAGUGUAGUCCUGAAAUAAAACUGCCAUACCUUUAAAAAAAAAAAAAUAGCAGAACUUGAACGUCAGAUUGCCACUUAUCCAAGGUGAACCCUACAGUAGAAGAGACAACUUCAGAAGUAAACAGUUGAGGGGAGAGCUCAUUGGAAGUGCUCUGGGUGUUGUGUCUGCCUAACCCAAGCAUUUCACCCUGUCUUCUUCUCCCUCUAUCUCCACAGUUCUGUGACUUCCUGGAAACUCACUACCUUGACGAGCAAGUGAAAGCUAUCAAAGUCCUGGGCGACCACGUCACCAACCUCCGGCGGCUGGGGGCAUCCCAGGGAGGUCUUGGCGAAUACCUCUUUGACAAGCACACUCUGGGAGAGAGCAGCAGCUGAUUCCCUCUCCCUCCCUCGUCCCCAAGAGCGCAAUACCCCUUCCAUGAACCCACAGAAGCAAGACCCACCUCCGUCACUCUGGCCAGGCCCCACUCAAGGGGGGCUGUACCUGCCACAACUCAGUUGGCAUGCUUCCAAUAAACAAGGGUUCACCCGUUUAAACUC